AUGGUUGUGUUAGAAGAAAGUGGAGAUGCUCAGCCGGUCGCUGCUGACGAUGGUUCAAAAGAAGAAAUCAAGUCUAAGAAUAUGAUAUCUUUAGAAAUAUUUCGUGUCAUAAAGGACGCUCAGCAGCAGCACGGUCUUCGUCAUGGAGAUUACCAACGUUACCGUGGCUAUUGUUCGCGACGUUUAAGACGUUUGCGUAAAGUACUGAAAAUACCUCAGGGUGAUAGGCGUCACUAUCGUCGUCGGGACGUUACUUCCUCUCACUUAACAGCUUCGAAUGCUGAGAGCCGUCUGCUUUGUGUGCCAUUACUCCAAGCUGAAAGGGCCUGGGCUCAUGCUAUGCAGCUAAGACAGGAAGCGAACACAGAGCCCAGGAAGAAGUUCCAUCUUGUAGCCAGACUGAAGAAAGCUUGUGCGCACGCACAGAUGCUUUUACAGCUAUCCGAGCAAAGCGGCACGUGCUCUGCGCGUACGCAGCUCGAGGCGGGCGCGUAUGCGGCGUGGUUGCGGGGAGCGCUACUGCUAGAAUUGCAGCAGUGGCGUGCCGCUGCCGACUGUCUGCGGAGCGCGCAACUUGUACUCGAGAACUUGUGUAGUGCGUUGCCGCAAGACGAACAAUUAGUGUACAAGCAGAAGGUGGAUGAAUUACACCCCAGUCUGAGGUACUGCGCCUACAAUAUUGGAGAUGAGUCAGCGGCCGGCGACCUUCUGGCGUUAAGGGGACAAGGGCUCAUUGAUAACUUGGACACACUCAUGGCGCAGGCUAAGGAGUCACGUUCAGGUGUCAUGCACGAGGUGGAGUGGCGUGGGCGUGUGGUUUCCGUACGUCCGGAAAAGGUCCGUCUGUUCCUGAUAUCUCUACAAGACCUGGACACCUCGCUGAAAGCAGCUGUUGACUCGCAGCACAGGAUCACACUGCUGGAAAACGUCCUCAUGGACUGCAAGGACGCUAUCUCCGCUCUCAAGGACGAGAUUAAGAACGAUCCCAAACUGAAGAACGCCGAGGCUCAACAGAUGUCCAGCGUCAAUUAUCUGCUGUCGUAUUUGAUGUACUUACGUCUUGUCAGAACGGUGGAACGUAAUAAUCUUUUGGUACAGCAAGCCGAGGAGGCGCGUCGCAACAACGUGCCCAUAGACGGGAAGAAAGUACGCCCUCAAGAUCUUACGCGUUUGUAUGAAAUCAUCUUGCAGAAUUACAGCGAGCUCCAACAACUGCCAGGAUUUGAGAACGAUCUUUCAUACCAGUCCGAAAUUGACACGGAAAUGAAAGCGUACAAGGCGUUCAGAUGCUAUUAUAUAGCGCAAGUAUUGACUGGCUUGCGGCGCUUCAGAGAGGCACUCGCUAUAUUGGAGCGAUGCAGUACAUACACCGCUGAAUCGCUGGCCAGUAAAUUAAAGGACAAACAACUGCUUGCGAAGUUAGAGGAUUUGCAGAAAGAUAUAGAAAGCUGUAAAUACGAGGUCCACGCGGACUCGGUGCUUGAAGAUGAUGAGGAAGAAGAGACUAAAUACACCAGGUCUUACAAAGACAAGAAACCUUUAGUCGACCGGCUCGACGAUUACCGCGAGGACAGUCAAGUACUCACCAAGAACCCUAACAUUUUCAAACUCCCGCCUCCAAUGGAAGCGGUGCCUUGCAAGCCAUUGUUCUUCGACUUGGCCUGCAAUUUCAUUGAGUUCCCCAACUUGGAUGACAAGACUGGAGCUGCGAAUAACAAGAAGCAAGGUGCGGGUCUCACUGGACUAGUGAAGGGAUUUUUGGGCUGGGGUAAAGGUGACAAGUAA
Molecule: messenger RNA, 1785 nt
Organism: Danaus chrysippus (African queen)
Lineage: Eukaryota; Metazoa; Arthropoda; Insecta; Lepidoptera; Nymphalidae
Source: the annotation of a GenBank genome assembly